CAACAACACACGCAUGCGCAAAGCACUUCAGUUUAAAGCGGCCAUAUUCAAAUUACUCUGUGGUAGAGAAGUGUUAUAUGAAGCAUGAGGCGUUCAAGUGCUAGCAGCAGUGGGCGACUCUCCCUGGCCCCUCUGAGGGUAAAGAAUGAGGGUCCUAUACCAAGUGGAAGUGGGCGCCUCUCCACGGGAAGCACGCGGUCAUCAGUUGGGGGCAGGACAUCGGUGGGAUCUGCCAUUGGGGGAGGAAGAAAUUCUGUUGGGAGCAGAAAAUCUAUGCUUCCUAGGUACAACCAAUCAUCAAACAGCAUGGCUACAGCAGCCAAAAAAAGACGGUCAAGUGGAUAUGGGCGCACUUACGGGGAGCAUGGUAUGGUGAAAGACCCGAGACCUAAUUCUGACAAGGUUUACAAGGAGAGAAGCAUUAAACUUUUACUUGAAUUUUUGCUGGAGAAGGGUUUUCCUCAUAACAUAAACAAAAAGGUGUUGCUCUACCCAACGAGCAAGGAUUUCUUCAGGAUAUUUGAGUUUCUGUUUUCAUUUAUUGAACCAAAAUAUCAAGUAGGUCCCAAGCCUGAAGAAGAGAUUCCUAAGCUUUUCAAACUGAUGGGAUAUCCAUUCCCCAUCUCGAAAUCCAACAUGUUUUCCAUUGGCUCCCCUCACACAUGGCCCACCCUUCUUGGAGCACUCCGUUUUCUAAUGGAAAUUGUAAAGUAUGCUUUUAACGUAGACACAGAUGCUGUUCUCUUUCCACCAAGAGAUGAUGAAUUUGAUUCCAUCCCAGAAUCAAAGAUUCUUUUUAACUAUAUGGAAGAGGGAUAUGCUGCCUUUUUGAAUGGUGCAGAUACAUUUGAACAUUUGGAUGAGGAAUUGGCAAGAAAUCUAAGGCAGAAAACCGAGGGCAUAAGUGGUGGUCUAGAUCAGUUAGUUUCAGAGAACAAUAUUCUAACAAGAGAGCUGACAGACUUGCAGAAUGAACCUGAUCGCUUGGUCGAGUUGAGGGAAAAACAUCACACAAUCACAGCAGACGAGCGCAAAUUUCAGGCUUAUUUGGAAAACCUAGAAAAACACAAGCAUUCCUUUGAGAAAAGAAUUCAAGAGGUGGAUGAAGAGUUCAACACUAUGACUGCUGAGUAUCAAGCAAUCCUUGCCAACAACAAGAGGAUGAAAGCCAUUUUUGAUUCCCAAGAAUUCUCACCAGCAGACGUGGAAAGAAUCAACAUGGCCAGGCAAGAGCUGCAGAGGCAGAUAGAAAGUAUAGAGAAGGAUAUUGAGGCAAUAGAGAGGCAGAUUUGGGAUGAAGAAAUAAACAUAGGAAAAAUCCAGCAAAAUACAGAAGCCAAAUGCCAGGAAUACAACAAGAAAGCCACCAUGCUGAAACUUAUUCCCCCUUCUGCAGAGAAUGCACAUGGAAGGGACUAUGAGAUGAGAGUUAAUUUCCAUUCUGGAAGCAUUGACUUCAUUGGAGCUAUAAAACCAGCUUUGGUUCAGAUGAAGAAACAAUGCAAUGAAAAGGUCCAUGAAAUGGAGGCCAGAAGGAUUGGAGAAAUGGAAGGCUUAGAUCAAGUAACGGAAAUGGUAUCUGAUAAAGGGGAAGAAAUUUCCAAACUUGAAAGUAAACAUAAAAGAGCAGAAGAGGAACUGGAAUGCAAAAAGGAGGCAAUGCAAAGAGAGUGUCAAAAACUACAAGCAGAGACUGAUGCCAUCCAGGCAGAAAUUACAGAAAUGCGACGCUCUUCACAAAUGAGUGUGCAAGAAGCACAGAAAGAACUCCAGCAGUUACAUAAACGGUACGAACAAGAAAAUGCUGCCUAUUUAAGAGACCAAGGAAGGUAUGCUGAUUCUCUGUUUGAAGCAGCAAGAUUGAUUGUUGAUCACAAGGAGACAAUUCAGGAUUACAUCAACUUAUUCUACUCAGGGGUAGAGAAAUCUUACGCAGAUCUUCUACAAACUCAAUAUAGACCAGAAUUUACAAAAGAUGACUAAUAAUUUUCAGGUGUGCUAAAUGUCUGGGUAUUCUGAAUUCCCACUCAGUCAGUGUGUAAAAAUUAAAUGAGCGCUUUUCAAAAGUCAUCAUAAAUUUGAAUCUUGAAGUCAAGGGGCAGAUACAAUUGUAAAUAAUUAUUACCUUUUUUUCUCAUUAGUACUUGUGACUUUUCAAUUCAAAUCAAGACAAUUAGUUGAAAGUGAAGAUGCAUGAUUGUGUUCCUAAUAGCUGUGAACUGACCAUAGGUUCUAUACUUGAUUAGGUUGACUGCAAUCCUUUUAAUUAUACACUUACAUACAGAUUUUUUAUAUGAUAUGCACAUUGUAAAAAGUUACGCCAAAUUUGUAGGAUGUGAAGAUGCUUCUGGUUUGAGAUGUAUGUGAAUAAAUAUCAGUUUAUAGUUUUA
Molecule: messenger RNA, 2390 nt
Organism: Lingula anatina
Lineage: Eukaryota; Metazoa; Brachiopoda; Lingulata; Lingulida; Lingulidae
Product: kinetochore protein NDC80 homolog
Biological process (GO): attachment of mitotic spindle microtubules to kinetochore
Cellular component (GO): Ndc80 complex
Source: RefSeq, a predicted model, not a curated record